UUACGAAAUCGCGUGGUUGCAACCGAUUUAUUACGGUUCCGGUGGAAGUGAGGCGUGUCCGAGACCGAGCUCGCCGCGAGUGUGAUAUCAGAACCCGAGCAACGAGGAUCAGUGACGUGCGUAAUCGCGAGGGACUCGUUUUUUGGUUAUUCGAAGUGCGGCUCGUGCAGCAGGUAGUCGAAACGUCGACCGACGGCCAUCAUUGUUGUCAAGAUGGCGUCGAAAGGAAAGCUAGCGACUGAGCAUGGCCGCUCAGACUCGUACAGGGUCGCGACGUUACCGAAACUUCGCGAUGACAACAAAACAGCUGACGGGAUGUACAAGUCGCGGCGGAAGCAACCAAAGCGGAGGACGGACAAUUUAGAUGACUUGAAGCAGGAGUUGGACAUCGACUUCCACAGGAUCACGCCCGAGGAACUGUAUCAAAGAUUUCAAACGCACCCCGAAAACGGCCUCAGCCAUGCGAAGGCAAAAGAGAACCUGGAGAGGGACGGUCCGAACGCAUUGACGCCACCGAAACAGACGCCGGAAUGGGUGAAAUUCUGCAAGAACCUGUUCGGUGGUUUCGCGUUGCUGCUGUGGAUCGGCGCGAUCCUCUGCUUCAUCGCGUACUCCAUCCAGGCGACGACAAGCGAGGAUCCGAACGACGACAAUCUGUACCUGGGCAUCGUGCUGGCGGCGGUCGUGAUAGUGACUGGCAUAUUCUCGUAUUACCAAGAGAGCAAAUCGAGCAAGAUCAUGGAAUCGUUCAAGAACAUGGUACCGCAGUUCGCGACCGUGAUCAGGGAGGGCGAGAAGACUCAGCUGAGGGCGGAGGAAUUGGUGCUGGGAGACGUGGUCGACGUGAAAUUUGGCGACCGUAUACCGGCCGACAUCAGGAUUAUCGAGUCGCGAGGAUUCAAGGUGGACAACAGUUCGCUGACUGGCGAAUCCGAGCCCCAAUCGAGGUCUCCAGAAUUCACGAACGAUAACCCGUUAGAAACAAAAAAUCUCGCGUUCUUCUCCACGAAUGCCGUUGAAGGCACCGCAAAAGGAGUGGUGAUCUGCUGUGGUGAUCAGACAGUGAUGGGAAGAAUUGCUGGUUUAGCAUCUGGCCUUGAUACUGGUGAAACACCGAUCGCUAAGGAGAUUCACCACUUCAUUCAUUUGAUUACGGGCGUGGCCGUGUUCCUUGGGAUAACGUUUUUCCUCAUCGCGUUCAUUCUCGGUUACCAUUGGCUCGACGCGGUUAUCUUCUUGAUCGGAAUUAUCGUAGCUAACGUACCGGAAGGUUUGCUCGCGACCGUCACCGUGUGCUUGACGCUUACUGCGAAACGUAUGGCGUCGAAAAAUUGCUUAGUAAAGAAUCUGGAAGCCGUCGAAACGCUUGGCUCUACGUCUACCAUCUGCUCGGACAAGACCGGAACCCUGACGCAGAACCGCAUGACCGUCGCACACAUGUGGUUCGAUAAUCAGAUCAUUGAAGCGGACACGACGGAAGAUCAGUCCGGUCUCCAGUACGACCGCACAAGUCCCGGUUUCCAGGCGUUGGCAAAGAUCGCGACACUCUGCAACCGGGCUGAGUUCAAGGCUGGGCAGGAUCGCGAGCCGAUCUUGAAGAGGGAAGUGGCCGGCGACGCUUCGGAGGCUGCCCUGCUCAAAUGCAUGGAGCUCGCUCUCGGCGACGUCAUGGGAAUCAGAAAGCGCAAUAAGAAAGUAUGCGAGAUUCCUUUCAACUCGACGAACAAGUACCAGGUCUCUAUCCACGAAUCGGAUAAUCCGGACGACCCCAGGCACCUGCUAGUGAUGAAGGGCGCCCCGGAGAGAAUCCUCGAUCGCUGCUCGACCAUAUUCAUCGGCGGCAAGGAGAAAGUGUUGGACGAGGAGAUGAAGGAGGCGUUCAACAAUGCUUAUCUUGCGCUCGGUGGUCUCGGUGAACGUGUACUCGGUUUCUGCGACUACAUACUGCCGUCCGAUAAAUUCCCGAUCGGCUUCAAGUUCAACUGCGACGACCCGAAUUUCCCAGUGGACGGACUCCGCUUCGUGGGCCUGAUGUCUAUGAUCGACCCGCCCAGGGCUGCGGUGCCCGACGCGGUCGCCAAGUGCCGCUCCGCCGGCAUCAAGGUCAUCAUGGUAACCGGUGACCAUCCGAUCACUGCCAAAGCCAUUGCCAAAUCCGUCGGCAUCAUCUCUGAAGGUAAUGAAACCGUCGAGGACAUUGCUCAACGGUUGAACAUCCCGGUAUCCGAAGUCAAUCCUCGCGAGGCAAAAGCCGCCGUCAUCCACGGAACCGAACUCAGGGAACUGAACUCCGACCAACUGGAUGAGAUUCUCAGGUACCACACCGAAAUUGUGUUCGCCCGUACUUCUCCUCAGCAGAAGCUCAUCAUCGUCGAAGGCUGCCAACGAAUGGGUGCUAUCGUCGCCGUAACCGGUGAUGGUGUGAACGAUUCGCCCGCGUUGAAAAAGGCCGACAUUGGUGUAGCCAUGGGUAUCGCCGGAUCUGAUGUGUCCAAGCAAGCGGCCGACAUGAUUUUGCUCGACGACAACUUCGCCUCGAUCGUAACUGGUGUCGAGGAGGGUCGAUUGAUCUUCGACAACCUGAAGAAAUCCAUCGCAUACACCCUCACCUCGAACAUACCCGAGAUCUCACCUUUCCUGGCGUUCAUCCUUUGCGACAUUCCUCUGCCUCUUGGUACCGUCACUAUUCUCUGCAUCGACUUGGGAACGGACAUGGUGCCAGCCAUCUCACUUGCCUACGAGGAGGCAGAGAGCGAUAUUAUGAAGCGACAUCCACGAAACCCGUUCACUGACAAGCUAGUUAACGAAAGUGGUGGAUGGCAGGUGCCGGCCAUCUCGCUAGCUUACGAGGCACCGGAGUCGGACAUUAUGAAACGGCAGCCCCGCGAUCCUUACAGAGACAAUCUUGUCAACCGAAGGCUUAUUUCGAUGGCGUAUGGUCAGAUCGGUAUGAUCCAGGCCGCGGCCGGUUUCUUCGUCUACUUCGUGAUCAUGGCUGAGAACGGAUUUCUGCCAUUGUAUCUUUUCGGUAUCCGAAAAAUGUGGGACUCCAAGGCUAUCAACGAUCUCCGCGACAGUUACGGACAAGAAUGGACCUACAGGGACCGGAAGACAUUGGAAUUCACCUGCCACACGGCCUUUUUCGUUUCGAUCGUUAUCGUCCAGUGGGCCGACUUGAUCGUUUGUAAGACACGACGUAAUUCCAUCGUCCACCAGGGAAUGAGAAACUGGGCCCUGAACUUUGGUCUAGUGUUUGAGACCGCCCUCGCCGCGUUCCUAAGCUACACACCCGGCAUGGACAAGGGUCUCCGCAUGUUCCCUCUCAAAUUCGUAUGGUGGCUGCCCGCCCUUCCCUUCAUGUUCGCCAUCUUCAUCUACGACGAGACGAGACGAUUCUACCUCCGCCGGAAUCCAGGAGGCUGGCUCGAACAAGAAACUUACUACUAGACGCGGAAGGAGGAUUUAAUCAUACACGCAGAGCGCGCGCGCAAGAGUUACAAGAGAGCGAGAGAGAGAGAAUCAGAGAGAAUGUUGAGAGAGUACGAGAGAGUGAGAUAUCGCAUAUUAUCCACACAGAAUAUACAACCAGAAACCUAAAUAAGUAAACAGAAAAAAAAUAAAACGAAACAAUGCAUAAAACAGCCGAGCGAUGGAGAGAAGAGGUCGAAGGAUCACUCACAUCAAAUACACAUACACACACAUAAUUUUACCAUGGGGCGUGCUAUUCGGGUCUCACCAGAUUAUAUUAUAUUCAGUAGAAGGGACAAUUCGCAUCAGCUGAGCCGAAUCGUCGAACGACCGUCGCGUCGCGCUUGAAGCCGAGACGAGGUGAUGAGAAAUGCUUUGCGUCGGAGUACAGAGCAGCCUUCGCUGACGCUGUGUAUGAAGUACAAAAAAAAAGCGGGGAGAGGGAUACUAAAGAGGAACGAGAGGAUGAAGCGUUCGCCGUUCUGGCUCUGCGAGUUGCUUGCACGCGCGUGCCGGUGUAUCAUUAAAAAAAAUCGAGAUAGAUCGUUGUUUUUUGAAAAAACAUCGAAAGGAUCGACCGAGGAGAUGAAAGGGUUCUACGAGCAACGUCGUCAGGAAGACAUCGAGUUCUUCCGGGUACACACAUGCUUGAUUCACGAGGGUCGCAGGGUUUGGUGCUGUCAUCCGAUAUGUAUCGAACGAAGAGAGGAAGUACCAUAGUAGGGCCUAAGACACGAGAAUAAAAUGGAAAGAAACGGCGCAGAGGACGAUGUCACUGAACGACGGAGACUACAAACGUAAUGAAAAGUGGGCACUUGUGUAUUCUUUUUUCGAGUCCGGAGUAGAGAUAGCGCCAAAUCGACGGAUAACGCGCGCGUCCGUGUGAACAUCGCCGGGUGUACGACGUGGAUGAUACAUUCUUAGAAGUGAACGGAUAUAAUUAGCGAACGAUGGAGUAGACGUUUUGUGAUAUCAGAGAAACAAAAAUUAUUCAUAUAGGCAUCCCGUUUAAAUAAACGAGUAAAGAUCACUGCGCUCUAUUGGCACGCCCUUGUUAAGAGUUAAAGAAAAAAAAGUUAAAAAUGCAAUGUAGUCUCGAUUAAAGAAACUAAAUAACUAAAUAAGAGUGGUAUUAUAAAUGUUACACUGAUGCAGAAGUUUAAGAAUCGACGAUUAAGAAUUAUCAUUCGCAAUCGACACUCACGAAACAAAACGUAUUUACAGAUAGACGUAUCGUGACACCUGCAUUGUCUUAAAAUAGAACAUUUCUUAAUUGUUGAUCAAAGAGAGGAGCGAGUAUCAGCGAAGAUCAGUACACUAGAUUGGCACGCCCUAGUUCACUCGCAACGCGACAGAGAGAAAACAAAUGAAUGGAAAGCGAAAUGGAAUUACUGGAAUAUAAAAUGGACAGAUGACAGUAUAAAAAGAACAUAAGAAAAGAAAAUUACAAAAAAAAUGAAGAGCUAAGGUGCAGAAGUAAUGAGAAACGCGUUCGCAGUACUCGUCAUCAUUCUUAAUUACAAGUUUAGUUCGAGUCUUUAAAAUCCGAGUAGCUGUUGAAGCCAGAAGUCGCAUCGCGUAGAUAUUCCGUAGUUCGCGAGUCUCUGCACGAGGAUCACGAGGCUUGGGGAUGGACCCGUAUCAGAGAUGGACUUCUAAAGGGAAGAAUGCGAAACGAAGAAGACCAAGAAGGUGCAAGGGAAGCUGUUAGACGCGUGGGGGUGAGCACGGGAACAGACAGCAAACGGACGCUAUAACAAUUAAUCUACAACUCGUAUCACUACCAAACAAUGAAGAUAAAACCAAUAGGAAACAGGAGAGCCAAAAGCAAGACAGAAGAUGGUUGUUCGAAUUGCGCGCGAGCGAAUGAUAAAACGGUGGUCGUGGCCGCGGUUUCGGGAUCCAGUGAACUGGGUGAUUUGCAUCCCACGAUCCACUGUUACGGAACUGGACAAACGAGUUAAAUAAACAUGUUACUGAUUAUAAAAAAAGAACGAGAAACGAGCUAAAUAGAGAUGCGAGAAUUAAAAAUAGCCGCGCCGCUUCCGGGACCGCGUGUACUUCCCGGGGUGUGUUAGCGCUACGAUAGUCGAGGUAAACAGGAUUAUAAAAAAAAAUGCUAGUAGAGGAUGGUAACGACGUAGAGGAGAAGCACAGAGUGGAUAAAAUUAUGGAAAAUAAAGCAAACGGGAAAAUGAGUAAAAAAAACAUUCUUACUUAGGCAAAACUAAAAAGUAAAAGAAAAAUGGUAUAAAUUCAUUCUCUUAGUUCUUCAUAGGUUUAAAUGAAACGCCAGCGGGACAGCUCGCUACAAACCAUUAAUUAUUGACCCCCGAACGCAGAACGCCCUGUACCACCAACCCGUGGUCUGUCGUGUGUAUGUGUGUGUUAGUGUCGUAACCCCUUCGAAUUUUUUAGGAACGACAACAUACCACCAACAACAACGUAAAAAACGUACAAAAAAACGAAAAAAAAAGAUAUAACGAUGAACGAAGGUGACUUAAACUGGCUGCCACGCGACAUUUCGGGCCGGGACGAUCCGAGGCGUGCGAUCAUGUUAGGUCUUGGUUUCGAUUGCUUCUUCGAUGGGAAUCGUACGCAUACGCAGAGAAAAAAAAAAUAUCCGUUCUUCAUUUCUCUUUGCUUGUACCACUUUUCUUUUCUGAGAUCCUCGUUAUUCGCUUCCGCGGCUUCUCGGUGUGCACACGCGAACGUCGGUGAAGUGGGCGCUUCGUUUCGAGCGGACAGCUUCGGGGCGGAAGCGUUGGUAACGUAAGGCGAACUCGAUCGAUGGAUCUUCCGCGAUUCAUCAAUCGAAACUAACUUUACUCGUUGCGACGAUUCGACUCGUUCCCAACGAACAAUCUCGGUGGGUUCUUUACCACGUUCUCUGGUUCGUUUGUUCCACGCGAAUCAAGGCGAAUGGACCGUCGAGAUGGUUACAGGCAGACGAAGAGGGUGACGCUCGCUCGGCGGUCCUGGCCCCAAAACUACCCUAAGUGUUCAAUAAUCGAGGUGUUCUCUCGAGGUGCCGCACACGCGUAACACGUUCUUCGCUCGCUGAUCUCGCCGAAUUCUGAACUUCGUUCAGGAACAAAGAAAUCAAACGAAGAUCCUGACGGUUGACACUUUCCUCCAGCCCUUCCGAUGAAAUAUUCACUGUUGCGCGCGCGACGGGCUGGUCGAAACGGUCGGGUUCGGUUCAGUCUCCGAUGAAUCUCUGAUGUUCGAUCAAGAAAUUCGGUGCGAUCGGCGAAGCUUAACCGAAUCGUUUUUCGAGACACGCGGAUCGCCAUUCGAAUCCAACCGACAACGUCUACGAGAGAAACGAGAUGAAGACUAGAAGAAGGAAACACGGAAAGAAGGCAGCAGUGUACCAUCGCGUUGCUCGUCGAACUCGGACUCGCAUUAGAUUAAAAAAAAAAGAGAGAGGGUAACACGAUAUACGAUCAUGCGAAACGUCCCCGGAAUUUGUCUUCUUCCUCGGUCAGAGGAAGGAGAUACUCGAGAAAUCGGUCGAUGCUAGGUAUUCAUACAAAAAGAAGUUCAAUGUUCACGCCAGUUGUUUCUGUUAUCAUGGUGUCUCUUGGUUUCGCGUUGCGGGAAAGUGUUAUGCCGAUAUUGUAGCUGCACGUACGUAUUCGAACAGAGGAUAUAUCGAUCAUUCCUGUCACAACGAAAUUGAUCAAACGGACGUGAGGAAAGGGAGAUAGAUUGCCUUCGGCGGAUCCCUGUGUUUCGAGGUAGGACGCGGACGAGAGAGGAGUAAUAGAAUCCGACGGACGGAGGAGUGAAAGUUGAGGUAAACGUCGGCAAGGGAGAUACAUUAUACGUAGAUGCGUUGGCUCACAAUCGUUUUUGCAGAAUCGCUCGCAAUGUGGAUUAAAUUGUCGGGGAUAUUUGGGUCGGAGGAUCCGUGGUUUGUCGACAGGGUGUUCCGUGCCCGGGGGGCGUAGGAGCCCAAAAAUUGCUUUGCCGUCGUGCUCUUUACUUUAGGCUAAUAAUUUAAAUAUUAAUACUAUAAUAAUAAUAAAUAAUAAUGAUAAAUAAUAAUAAUUAUAAUAUAAUACAUGUUACAAUAAGAUAUUAUUAGAUGUAAUUAUUAUAUAUGGGUUAGUCUAGAUCGUGUUGUUGAAGAAAAAAAAAACAAAGUACGUAUAAGCGAACAAAAAAAUAUGAACAGAGAUGAUUAUGAAGAGUAUGACGACGACGAGGAAGAGAUGGGGCGGAGAACGCGCGAGAGAAAGAGAGAGAGAGUAAAAAAAAUUAAGGGAAGGAGGGCGAUGAAGCGAGGGAAAAAAAUUCGGUCUAAGACCAUAAAUAUCUUUGCGGCGGACUGAGCGGGACACAGACGAGAGAAUCCGCUUUAUGUUUGUUCUGUGCGCAUGAACGUACGUACAUAUUAUACAUAUAUAUACCUACGUAUUUUUUUCAGACAAGCAAGUUCGUUUAUAAUCUUCGAGACACGAAACGAAUUCAGCAAAUCGCGCACUCAUCGAAUAUCGCGUCAUGUUUAGAGUGAGAUAUAUUACAUACAUACGCAUUUUUAGUGACUUUUCCGUGCGAGAGCGCGUUCCUUUAAUUUUACCUUUUUAUUUCGUUUCUCCGCUGCGUUUUCGAUUACGCGGAUAGAUUUGCGGGUUUCUCGGCAACGGCGUCGCUUUUUUAUCUUUUUUUCCGUACCAUCACACACCGCGGAUUCCUAGAUAAAGACAAUCCUCGGCACGCGAGUCGCAAAUCUUUUCGUGUUCUGCAAAACGAACAAACACGCGGAAACCCAGCGCGAACGUCCCAAACGAAGGAAACAAUAUAUGAAUUGGUUUUUCGGGUGUAUCGGCGUAAAAGUGCGGGAGAAAACGAAACGCGUGAAUGUGGGCGAGAGAACGUGUGUUUUAAUAAUAACGGAUUCUUCGCUUUUCUGUUGCCGCGAUCAAAGAGCCUAAUCGGCCAGCGAAAUUACUCGAGUCGGAAAUUGAGAACAAAAA
Molecule: messenger RNA, 8453 nt
Organism: Ceratina calcarata
Lineage: Eukaryota; Metazoa; Arthropoda; Insecta; Hymenoptera; Apidae
Gene: Atpalpha
Product: sodium/potassium-transporting ATPase subunit alpha
Exons: 11
Coding region: 214-3447 (1077 amino acids)
Biological process (GO): sodium ion export across plasma membrane; intracellular potassium ion homeostasis; proton transmembrane transport
Cellular component (GO): plasma membrane
Molecular function (GO): ATP hydrolysis activity; P-type sodium:potassium-exchanging transporter activity; ATP binding
Source: RefSeq, a predicted model, not a curated record